Cotesia congregata is the source of this 2439-nucleotide messenger RNA. The record is from the annotation of a GenBank genome assembly. Lineage: Eukaryota; Metazoa; Arthropoda; Insecta; Hymenoptera; Braconidae.
AUGAGUAACAAACGUAAAAAUGAGAGUGGUCUCUCAUUGGAAAGUCUUGAGAAAAAAUUGAAGAAAUAUCAAGACUUAAUCAAAAUCGAAAAAUCAUUUAAAAAAGUAAAUGAUUCUUCUACUAGUGCUUCUUCAUCUGAGGACUUAGAUAAUGACGAUCAACGUCAGAGUCAACACUCUGAACAUGAUGUGGUUGUUACAACCAAAGAUUCUAAGACGUCAGACGAGUCUCCUGAGUCACGUCUCCUGAAAGACAAGACUUACAAUCUUCAUCCUGAACUUUCUGCAUGUUGGAAAGAGAUUGUUUCUUCUGGACUGGAAAAGGAAGCUAAAACAAAAUUGAUUGACAGUUAUCCCAAUAAAGGAAACUGUACUCUGUCAGCUCCUGUUCUCAAUCCGGAACUGAUUCCACUUCUAAACAAGACCGCUAAAUCUCGUGAUAAAUACUUAACUCAAAAUCAAGAUUUAUGCGGUCGUAGCCUCGUCGCUUUGGGACAAGCUAUUUCUAAUAUUUUCAACGAUGACAACAAUCCUGUCGAUAAAAAUGAGUUAUUACAACUCCUUUGUGACUCCAGCAGCUUGAUGUGCGAGUCAAUGUUUCAACUGGGUAAAUCAAGGCGUUCACAGAUUUAUUCUUGUGUUGAUGACAAAAGAAAAACUGUGCUUGAAGAUUCAGUCACCGACGAGUUCCGUUUUGGCCAAGAUCUUAGCAAGCGGAUCAAGAACUCUGUGACUAUGGAAAAGACGUUUGUCUAUGAAGACCCAACCUCCAAGGAAGGAUUCUUCAAAGGAGGUGACUCCUUUAAACUGGAAGAGCCUGUCUGCUUCACGCGUCAGCGUCAAACAGACGGGCUAUCAACGCUUCCCAUUUUGGAGAUCAGCCCCGCAGAACAAGACCAAUCAGGUUUCAACCCGAUCUCAAGCUCGAGGUCAGAGUUCAAAUCAAUUCAAUCGAACUCAGAGCAAAAAGUAGAGGUGAGCGUUGUUGCUGGUCAGUUAAAAUAUUUUUUACACGCCUGGUCUAACAUCACCUCUGAUCCGUUUAUUCUGGAAAUUAUUUCCGGGUAUAAAAUCCCUUUUACGAUGACUCCAAUACAAUCAUUCAUACCGACAAACGAUAGUUUUUGUGAUAAUGACAAAAUUAAAAUUCAGGGUUCCAUGAUAAUUGAUCCCCGUAAUUUAAUACCACGACAUCUGAUACCACGACUAAUGAUCCCACGACACAUACGAGCGCAACAUAUAUUUUUUGGCGAAUUUUCGUAUAUCCCAGCAUAUAUUCUACAGUAUAUUCUAGGAUAUAUUCCUAGCAUAUAUUCUAGGAUAUAUAUUUUUUCCGUGGGGGUUUGCUCACAAAAUGUUAAAAUUUCGCGAGAAUUUUUAGAGUCAUUAGGUUUUAUAAUCAAUGAAAAAAAGAAUAAGCUUGCUCCUUCGACGUCCUGUAAAUUUUUAGAUUUUAUUUUUAAUUCGGAGCAAAUGACUGUAGAGCUUACGCAAGAAAAAAGAUUUAAUAUCGAGUUGAUUUUGACGUUUAAAAAUCUCACCCACUGUUCUAUUAGAGAAUUUUCUCAGCUAGUAGGUAAUAUUACUGCAGCUUGCCCAUCUAUUAAUUAUGGUUGGUUACACUCGAAAAAAUUUGAACAGCAACGUUAUCUCGAAUUAUUGAAAUACUGCUCCUGGCACCGGGACCCCUUAGCUUUCUGCAUUGAUGCUUUAACAAUUGACUGGAACGAACUCAAUUUCUUUGCUUUUCCCCCAUUUUCUUUAAUUCUUAAAAAAUUGAAGAAAAUUCAAACGGACCAGGCCUGUGGAAUUUUAGUAGUGCCUAAUUGGUGUGGUCAGCCAUGGUAUCCAUUGUGGCUAUCACUUCUAGAUUCACAACCAAUCAUUUUUCAACCAGAUUCUAAUCUACUCCGAUCUUCCUGUACAAAAAAUCCCUUGGUAUCGCGUCUUUUAAAAGGAGCGUAUAACAUUAAACCGGCAAAAUCCCGUUAUGAUCGUAUAUACAGUUUAGACCCAAUUUUAGAUAAAUUAGAACUUUUAAGACCUCUAAGUAAUCUUGACCGUCCUCAAUUGACAACUAAAUUAGCAGUUUUACUAGCAUUAACUACCGCACAUCGAAUACAAACAAUUGCUUCGAUUAAAAGAUGUAAUAUAAUUAGAAGUGGUGAAAAUUAUGAAAUAGAAAUUCCUGAUAGAAUGAAAACUUCUAAACGAGGUGUAUUUCAGCAACUUUUAAUUUUACCUAAAUUUCAUAAAAAUGUAAAUUUAUGUGUUGUUUCUACUUUAGAAAAAUAUUUGGAAUGUACUUCACUUUUGGCUAAAAAUCCAAUUAAUUUAUUUAUCACUACUCUGGUUGGUCGGAUAAAUCAAAAGUAUUCGAAAAAUUUUAUAACCGACCAAUCGUCGAAAAUAAAAAUACAUUCGCUGAAUCUGUUCUAA